This is a messenger RNA of Anisakis simplex (herring worm), 408 nucleotides long. The record is from the annotation of a GenBank genome assembly. NCBI's taxonomy places the organism in Eukaryota, Metazoa, Nematoda, Chromadorea, Rhabditida, Anisakidae.
AGCAGUUGCUUCAGAAAACUCAAAAAGCGUUCGCCUGAAUGGACUCCUUCAAAGGGUCCGUCAUCAUAUCCAUUGAAAGUAUCCAUAACAGGCAAAUCCAUGACAAAUUCGGCGAGUGUUUAUUGUUUAAGCGAAAGUGAGGAACCGUUGAGGGUUGAAAUGAAUAAGAAUGAAAACGACAACUCAAAGUCGUCAUUUUGGGAUUCAGUCAGCGUUUGGCAUUAUAUUUGUGCUGGUCUAGUGAUAUUCAUCGUGACGGCAAUCUUAGUUGCGAUUCUGUUUUGUUUGUUUCGUUGUUUUCAUGUGGAGAACAUUGUGAUACAUGAUCCAAAUGGAACGAUUGAUGCAUAUGGGAAAUUAGGUGAACGACCAAUUCAACUGCAACCAAUACGCAAAUCGCGGAUUUGA